UGGGUUUGAGGCAUUGUGUUAUACAGUUUUUAUCAUCAUGAAAUUUUUAUUGGUCGCAUUACUUUUCAUCUGCGCAGUUUCUGCAGCACCGCAAGGUGAAAUUGAAAUUCAAUCUGCUCAAUGGGGAGGUGGAUGCGGUGGGUGCUCAUGUUCACCAUGCCAAGGAUGGUCAUGUCAACCAACAUGUCAACCAUCUUGUUGUCAAAGAAAUGUUGUUGCAGUCCCAGUUCCCAUAAGAGUUCCAGUUUUUAUCCCAAUGCCAGUUCAAUGCUGUAGCUAUAAUGAUCAAAGUUGUUGCAGCAGCUCAUCAAACUGUUGCAAUGGUUCAAAUAACAGCUGCUGUUAAUAAUUGCCAUUAAAAAUCUGUAUGAACGAUGAACGAAUUUUGUAUCAAUUUUUAUUAUGUUUAAGAAAUAAAAUUUUACUUUUUUGCAAAAUCUGAUG
Molecule: messenger RNA, 444 nt
Organism: Chironomus riparius
Lineage: Eukaryota; Metazoa; Arthropoda; Insecta; Diptera; Chironomidae
Source: the annotation of a GenBank genome assembly